Molecule: messenger RNA, 2127 nt
Organism: Phycomyces blakesleeanus NRRL 1555(-)
Lineage: Eukaryota; Fungi; Mucoromycota; Mucoromycetes; Mucorales; Phycomycetaceae
Exons: 5
Coding region: 1-2127 (708 amino acids)
Source: RefSeq, a predicted model, not a curated record
AUGUCUUCAAAUUCAAUCCUUGAUAGUUACCAAUGCAAUCAAUGCAAAGAGCGCCACACCAAUUUAAAAAAAGCCAAGAGUUGUAGAGCUCAAUGCUUUAAGAACUGUCAUAGAAGACAUAAUGAUAUCCAGACUUCACAGACCACGCCUGUUCCUGGACAAGUCAGUGCUGUUUUGAACACUGUCUCGAACGACACUAUCGACAGAGAACGUGCUGAUGCAAUCGAAGAUCAGAUCAUGGAUACACUCAACAGCAAAGAUAACGAUGAUCCAAUUAUGAAUAUCUUCAGUAAUGAUGACAAUGAUGAGUCUAUGUAUGAUGCGGAACUUGGCAACUACAUGGAUAUCAUUGAAAACGAAAUAUCUCCUUUGGUUUUUGACUUCAGUCAGCCUGCACCUACCCCUGACAAAGACGAUGCAAAGAACCUUGAGUUUCUCAAGAUCAUUAAGGAUUUUGGUAUCUCCCGCAAUGCCUAUGAAAUGAUAGUCAAGCAUUUCAACAGCAUUUUGGAAACGUCAACUUGUAUUACAUACAGAGCAUGUACCCCCCAUCUUGGCAAAAAGCUUUUGAAGCGUUUCUCGGGUGUUGAAGAGACAGUCCAUGAUAUCUGUCAGAGGGGAUGUAUGCUCUUUACCAGUCCAUCCCAGACUGAGUGCUCCAACUGUGGACAAAGCCGAACUUUGCCCAGCACCAAUAUCCGUACGCUGGAAAGUUUCCAGAAUUUUUCCCAGGCCAGUGCAUCCAGCCGCAAAGGGUUAAACGGACAAUCCCCCCUGGCAACAUUGAAGGUAUUCUCUGGACCAUUGUUUUUUGCCCUCGAUGAGAUGCAUGAACUUUGCCAUGGAAUAAGCAAGCAGAUCUGGGGUUUGGUUUCUGGUACCUACGGAACAGACCAUUGUUUUGUUCUUUCUUCCGGUGUUCAGAAGGAGAUCGGUACAGCAAUGUACAAAACAAGAAAUACCAUCCCUACAUCCUUCCAUGGCGAUUGGAGGGAUGUAUACAAGAACCCCGGGUCGUUCAAGGCCAUCGAUUGGGCAGACUUUCUUCUGUUCGUCGUCCCUACGCUGGUGGCAGAGCGUAUUGGAGAUGCAACUGCCCGGAACGCGUUACUUGGCUUGGUUCAAGCAUGUAACCUACUCAUGAGCUGGAAGUUAUCAGCAGAGGAACAAACCUCUAUCAAAAGUAAACUUGAAAUAUGGAACAUGUACCUGGAAUCGCUGCUUACAAGUGGAAAAAUCAAAAUCAAUAUUUUCACUAUAAACCAGCAUCUUCUUCAGCACUAUCCUCUCAUGAUUGACGCAUACGGCCCACCUCGUGCAUAUAGCGCCAGAUCCGUGGAACGGGCAAUCGGUGAAUACUCAAGGGCUAUCAAGAGUAAUUCUGCUAUAAAUGUUAACACUGGCAAUAUCAUGCUUGGCUUAGCACAAAUACGACAAGCAGAGGCCGGAGCCACUGUCAUGAUUACAGAAGCAAGAACAGCACGACACUUACAAUAUGAAGAUUCCACUGCUGGUUGGCCGUUGACAGAUGAGGGUGAGCGUGUUGGUGCUGGGUCUGAUAUUGAGUUCUGGGGGCCUUUGAGGAAUAGAACGAUCCGAGAUAGUUUUGAAGGCAUUUCUUGUCUUUCGAAACUUCUUGAAGACUUCUACGAAUCAAAGGGGGAAGAGUGUAGUAUGAUUGAAGCAGCUAUACAAACUAGCCGCAAGGCAUUUGUCAAUGGUUGUGUGAUUGACUCUGCACUCGACCAAAAUUGUGUAAGGGAGGCACAUAACAUCAGAUUACAGAUUCAGGUUGAUGAAAACUGCAACAUAAAUUCUGCAUACUCCCCAGUUUACAAGGAUUUCUUCGGAAAAGUUGUUGUCUUCUUUGAGCACAAGCUCAACAAGAAGAGGUGGCCGCUUGCUCUUGUAGAGAUUGCGGCAGUCCGUUUGGUAAAUGGUAUACCAGUUGUUAACAAUGGGCAAAUGAAGCCAAAGGUAGUUCACCUGGCAGAUGUCAAAGAAUUGGUUGGUUUGGUGAAGUCGGACGCGACUAUAAAUACAACAACAACAACAACAACAUACAUAGUGUGGCCAGAGCUUAACUGCGGCCCAAAAUUGUUACUUGGUUCUCUUGCAGACCUAUAA